Messenger RNA from Penicillium antarcticum, 1053 nucleotides. Its product is annotated as nitrilase. The coding region runs from base 1 to 1053 and encodes 350 amino acids. The record is from RefSeq and is a predicted model, not a curated record. Gene Ontology annotation, molecular function: catalytic activity. The transcript is spliced from 3 exons. NCBI's taxonomy places the organism in Eukaryota, Fungi, Ascomycota, Eurotiomycetes, Eurotiales, Aspergillaceae.
AUGCCUCAAAAGAUCACCGUCGCAGUGGCGCAAGCCCGCACACUCUCUACACUAGAGACAACUCUAAAUGCCCUGAAGCAAGUGACUCAACACGCAGCUUCAAAGGGAGUACACCUCCUCCUCUUCCCAGAAGCCUACCUAGGAGGGUAUCCCCGCACCUGUGAUUUUGGCACAGCAGUAGGCGCCCGUGAACCACAUGGUCGCGAUCAAUUCCUGGAAUAUUUCCGCUCCGCAGUCGACCUGGGCGAUACACCUACUGGAGCUGGUGAUGACUGGGUUGAGCGGAAACUACCAGUGGCAAAAGGGCGGGAUUAUCGAGGUGAUGGAACUAGAGAGUUUCUUGAGAAGGUGGCGCGCGAGACUGGAGUGUUCAUUGCUACUGGGUUGAUUGAACGGGCUGGAGGCAGUUUGUAUUGUUCCGCUUUGUAUGUCGAUCCCGUGCGGGGUGUGUUGGGGAAGAGGAGGAAGGUUAUGCCCACUGCCUCGGAGCGUCUUGUUUGGGCACAGGGUUCGCCUUCCACCCUCAAGGCUAUUACCACUGAGCUGAAUGGUGUCAAGCUUACCAUUGCUGCUGCGAUCUGCUGGGAGAGCUUCAUGCCCAUGCUUCGGCAGAGUCUUUAUUCGCAGAAUGUGAAUCUCUACCUCGCGCCCACGGCUGAUAGUCGUGAUACUUGGUUGCCUCUUAUGCGCACGAUUGGUGGCGAAGGUCGCACCUUUGUGCUCUCCUGCAACCAGUGUGUGCGCUAUAACGAGCUUCCUUCUUGGAUUACCCAGCAGGGCAAUGCUUCCAAGGACAUCCCCGAUCACUAUAUUUCGCGCGGUGGCUCUUGCAUCGUGGGACCCCUCGGCGAAGUCGUGUCCGAGCCCAUUUGGGAGGUCUCCACUGAUGACGCCGACGGUUCAAAGAUUGGAGAUGGGCUUGUGAUCUCCGAGAUUGACCUCGAAGAUUGUGAGCGUGGUAGACUUGAUCUGGAUGUCGCGGGAAGCUAUUCGCGAAAUGACGCGUUCAAGCUGUCGGUUGAGGGAUUGGAUCUGAAUCCUCCUCCGUUCUAG